This is a messenger RNA of Aphis gossypii (cotton aphid), 1260 nucleotides long. RefSeq names its product 52 kDa repressor of the inhibitor of the protein kinase-like. The record is from RefSeq and is a predicted model, not a curated record. The transcript is spliced from 6 exons. The coding region runs from base 1 to 1260 and encodes 419 amino acids. Gene Ontology annotation, molecular function: protein dimerization activity. Lineage: Eukaryota; Metazoa; Arthropoda; Insecta; Hemiptera; Aphididae.
AUGUCUGGUGCAUUCAAUGGAGUUCAAGCGGUAAUUCGCAAAAGUUAUCCACUUGCUUUGUACAUUCAUUGCGCAGCUCAUGUGUUAAAUCUUUCUGUAUCUAAUUCCUGCUCAGUACAAGGAAUAAGAAAUUGUUUAGGGACAAUUUCUAAACCUAGAGAUUUUUUUAUUUAUCCGAAGCAACGGUAUCAUGCUGUAAAUGAUUUUCUAGAACUUUUUGAGUGUAUUAUUAAAUCAUUGGACUUAAUUUCUAAUUGGACAGAUUCAGACACAUCUACACAAGCGACUAAAGGAUUUGAUCUUGGACUGCUAUUAUCAAAACAAUUACAACGGAUUAAUAUAGAUUUAGUAGAAGCUAUGAGCCUUGCAGAAGAUACCUUAAAAGAAUUUCAGACAUUACGAACAAAUGUAGAUAUUGAAUUUCAUGCUAUUUUUGAAGAUUCAAAAGGUUUAGCAAAUACUUUCAUCGAACAACUAAAAUCAAGAUUUAUCGACCACAAAAAUACAAUUUUAGAUUUUAAAUCGUUAAUAUCUGUUGAACAAAAUGAAACGACAUUUUUGAAGUUGGCAAAAACUUACACGACUGAUUUAAGUGAAUGUCAAGAUUCGAUUUUAUUAUCAGAAUAUAAACUAUGGCAAAGACGGUUAAAAAAUGUUGAGACUUGUAAUUUACCAAAAAACGCAAUGGAAACAAUAAUACUAUGCAAUCAAGAAAUAUAUCCAAAUGUUUUUAAAUUACUACAAAUAUUUGCAACAUUACCAGUUUCUUCAUCAUCGAAUGAGAGAACCUUUUCAAAUUUAAAAAGAAUAAAGACUUACUUACGAAACACGAUAUCUCAAAAGAGAUUAAAUGGUUUGACCAUGUUAUCGAUUCAUAGAAAUGAACAAAUUACUACUGAUGAUGUGUUGAAGGAAUUGAGCUUAAAAAAAAGCUCAGGCGCAAAACGAAGAAACAUUAUUAAUGAUACAGCCAUAUCAAAUGAACCAUUUGAUUUUUCUUCUUCAGUGAUUAAUUCUAAAUUUGAAGAACCUCCAACUGAUCAGCUAUUUAACUUUAGUUUAUCACCGUCAGUUAAGAAAGGAUCUGGUUUAUAUAAAGAUGUAAUACCUCAUACACAAUUAGUGUAUUAUGAUGAUCCAAAUGAAUUAGUCGCUAGAUUAAAUCUUUUAACAUCGUCCCAAAAUGCUGGUAAUACUGGUGUAAAUAAUGAAAUCAUAUCUAUUAUAGAAGAAUUAAGUGAGAGAAAUAUUAUAGUUUAA